Styela clava is the source of this 529-nucleotide messenger RNA. RefSeq lists its product as uncharacterized. The record is from RefSeq and is a predicted model, not a curated record. Lineage: Eukaryota; Metazoa; Chordata; Ascidiacea; Stolidobranchia; Styelidae.
AAUGUCUUUUUUCUUUUUUCAGGAGCUCCGAGCAAAUAAUAUUAUACUGUACUAAAUGUUACAUUAAAUCACUCAGUCGCCACAUUUUGUUUUGCACAAUGAAAGUACCAGACUUCAUUAAAGAUCGAGUCCCUGGGAUAUUAGUAAGGGAAGAAGAUUUUAGAAAAACCUUCCAUCCUAUCCCACUAAUCAAUACGCCUACAGUUUUAUUAGGAACCACUUUUGCAUCAGCACCAAUACUCUCCAACUACUUUUCAUCCAGGCAUUUGCUUUCUGGUGUUAUACCCCAAUGCUUUAUUUUGGCCAGUUUUGGAAUAUGGCUUGGAUAUUUUUCACAGAAAAUAAUGUUGAGGCAUAGAAUGGGAAAAGUCAAAUAUUCUAUGGAUUACAUGGAAAGAAACAAGCAUAAGUUUCCGAUAAAAGAACCUGAAUAUUUUGGAGAUCCUUCAUGGCUGAAACAUUUUAACCGAAAAUAAUUUAUAUUCUGCUGUGUGCUACUUUUUCUUUUAUUAUAACGUUCCAUCAAGUG